This is a messenger RNA of Camelina sativa (false flax), 1908 nucleotides long. Its product is annotated as serine/threonine-protein kinase AtPK1/AtPK6. The record is from RefSeq and is a predicted model, not a curated record. Gene Ontology annotation, biological process: protein phosphorylation. Lineage: Eukaryota; Viridiplantae; Streptophyta; Magnoliopsida; Brassicales; Brassicaceae. Gene Ontology annotation, molecular function: ATP binding; protein serine/threonine kinase activity.
AAUAGGAUACGAACACGUGUAUAGAUCCCUGGAUCUGCGAUGCUUCUCUUAAAUUCUCCUCUCGUCUUCAUUUCCAUCCUCGUCUCCUUCCCUCAGCCAUCCUCUCUGAGCAUAUAAAACCUUCAUGGCAUUUGCGCACUUCUGCAGCAUCCAGUGUUUCCUUAAAACCGGGAAACAACAAGAGCUUCUUCUCCUUGUUAUCGGAUUGCCUUUUCCCAAGAUUUUCCAGAUUAGCAAUUGUUUUAGUCAGUUCUCUCCUCAUUAAUAUCUGUCUUCGGUACAGAAUCCCUCACCAGGCUUGUGGUGGUGAACUCUUGAAAGCUUUCUCAGUGAUUCUGUAUCGAUCUUUUUGUUGUUGUUGUGGACAUUAUGGUUUCCUCACAGCGUCCUGUCCCCAACAAAAUCCAGAAACAGCAAUAUCUAUCCAUCAGCCCUUCAGAUUCUGUUUUGAAAGAUGAUGAUGUUGAACUUGAGUUCUCUGAUGUGUUUGGUCCACUCCCUGAAGAGGCCAAUGAUAUUGUCUACGACGAGCCUGCUGUUGUCUAUAGUCGAUCCCACUCAUUGGUUGGUCCCUCUUCCCUCGAUAGUCAUUCUUUGAAGCUGACUAAGCUCACCUUACGUGAGACUGAGGACUCUAUUGACUUGGUGGAAUGUAUUGAAGGCGAAUCCUUAAAGGAAAACGAUGAAUUCUCUGGUAAUGACGACAGUGACAGUGACAAAGCUCUAGAGGGAGAUAUGGUCAAAGUCUCAGGUGUAGUAGGCAAAGAUGAUUUUGAGAUUUUGAAGGUUGUUGGCAAAGGUGCAUUUGGGAAAGUGUACCAGGUCAGGAAAAAGGAGACCUCUGAGAUAUACGCAAUGAAGGUCAUGAGGAAAGAUCACAUUAUGGAGAAGAACCAUGCUGAAUACAUGAAAGCUGAGCGCGAUAUUCUUACCAAAAUUGAUCAUCCUUUCAUCGUUCAACUUAAGUACUCUUUUCAGACCAAGUAUAGGUUGUAUCUUGUGCUCGACUUUAUAAAUGGAGGGCAUCUUUUCUUCCAGCUCUAUCACCAAGGGCUUUUCAGAGAGGACUUGGCUCGUGUGUACACUGCAGAAAUUGUCUCUGCAGUUUCCCAUCUCCAUGAGAAAGGCAUAAUGCAUAGAGAUCUAAAACCUGAAAACAUACUCAUGGACACAGAUGGUCACGUGAUGUUAACAGAUUUCGGUUUAGCAAAGGAAUUUGAAGAAAACACAAGAUCAAACUCCAUGUGCGGAACCACGGAGUAUAUGGCACCUGAAAUCGUUCGAGGAAAAGGACAUGAUAAAGCUGCUGACUGGUGGAGCGUAGGGAUUCUUCUUUAUGAGAUGCUCACAGGAAAGCCUCCGUUUAUGGGAAACAAAGGAAAGAUACAGCAGAAAAUCGUGAAAGACAAGAUCAAGCUUCCACAAUUUCUGUCUAACGAAGCUCAUGCGAUGCUGAAAGGGCUGCUGCAAAAAGAGCCGGAAAGGCGACUUGGAAGUGGACCGAGUGGAGCAGAGGAGAUAAAAGCGCACAAAUGGUUCAAGGGAAUAAACUGGAAGAAGCUGGAGGCUAGAGAAGUGGAGCCAAGUUUCAAGCCUGAAGUAUCGGGAAGGCAGUGCAUAGCAAACUUUGACAAGUGUUGGACUGAAAUGUCAGUUUUGGAUUCUCCGGCUAGCAGUCCGAGUUCGGAUCCUAAGGCCAAUCCAUUUACCAACUUCUCAUACGUGAGGCCUCCUCCUUCAUUCCUUCAACGAUCCACAUCCAAUUUGUAGAUGAACUAUAUAUUAUGUUAUUCCUGCUUCUUUUGUUGUUGUUUUCCGCCAAAUGUAUGAACAUGAAAACAAUCUCGGUUGACUUAAGAAGCUUAAUUUAUAUUUGAGUUGUUUAUGAGACUCUGAAGUAGAGUUGAA